Messenger RNA from Apiotrichum porosum, 936 nucleotides. RefSeq lists its product as uncharacterized. The transcript is spliced from 3 exons. Bases 1 to 936 code for a protein of 311 amino acids. Gene Ontology annotation, biological process: tubulin complex assembly; post-chaperonin tubulin folding pathway. Gene Ontology annotation, cellular component: cytoplasm. Lineage: Eukaryota; Fungi; Basidiomycota; Tremellomycetes; Trichosporonales; Trichosporonaceae. The record is from RefSeq and is a predicted model, not a curated record.
AUGGCCAGCACGAGCGCCUCGGCUACCUUCUAUACCGAGUUUCAGGCCCUCAAAGCAGACGUCGCGUCCGCGCUCGACGCGUCCAACCUCGCCAACGCGAGCGGCGCGCUCGGCCGCCUGAGGACGGGGCUCGCGGUUGCGAGGGCUAGCUUGCCGCCGUACGAUCAGAGGAGUUACGACCUGCAAGUCAAGGACCUCGAGACGCGGCUCGCGGCUCUGCGCGCCGAUAAGCCCAAGGCCAAGUUUACGUUUGCGAAGCGGUCUGCGUCGUCGACACCGCGCACGGCCACCCCGCCAACUCCCCCCGUAGCACCAGCACCUGCACCAGCAGCAGCACCCGCCGCCCCGGCGCUUCCGGUCACGACGUACACGCUGUCAUCGCAGUCGCACACGCGCCUCACGCCAGACGCUUACACCCCGGCUCCCGGGUCCAGCUACACGCUCACGCUGUCCGACCUGACCUCGUGCGUCAUUGACCUGCGGCCGUCGCCGGCCUCCACGGCUGUCCUCACGUCUCUGCACGCCAGAGACCUGCGCGACUGUGUGGUCCUCGCGCCGCCCAUGGCCGGCAGCGCGAUGCUGAGCGACGUGACGCGGUGUGUGGUCCUCGUCGGGGCGCAGCAGUUCCGCCUGCACACGACGCGCGACACGGUCGUCAUGCUGUACGUCCCCUCGCUGCCCGUCAUUGAGGGGUGCGACGGGGUCAUGGUCGGCGCGUACCCCGGCUCACUCGGGGAUGUUCCCGCCGCCGAGAACCAGCACGACCAGAUCCAGGACUUUGACUGGGUCCGCGGCGGGCCUAGCCCCCACUGGCGGGUCCUCACUGCCGAGGAAGCUGCUGCUGCCGAGACGGCCCUUCUCGCCACUGCCAGCGCCGACGCCGACGCCGAGAGCACAUUACAAUCUAUACCCUGCAUACAGUCUCGUACAAGCUAG